Messenger RNA from Drosophila biarmipes, 1070 nucleotides. RefSeq lists its product as uncharacterized. Gene Ontology annotation, molecular function: RNA polymerase II transcription regulatory region sequence-specific DNA binding; DNA-binding transcription factor activity, RNA polymerase II-specific; protein dimerization activity. Lineage: Eukaryota; Metazoa; Arthropoda; Insecta; Diptera; Drosophilidae. The transcript has 3 exons. The coding region runs from base 132 to 887 and encodes 251 amino acids. The record is from RefSeq and is a predicted model, not a curated record. Gene Ontology annotation, biological process: regulation of transcription by RNA polymerase II; developmental process.
UAUUUGACUCAUAGACAAGAUUCGGUUCGUCACGUUCGAUUUAAGUGAGAGGACUGAGUAAUUGGAUUCCAAUAUCCAAUUUGAAUAUUUCAAGAGUGAUACUUGUGAUACUAAAUAAGUGUGCCUAAGUGAUGCCACGUAGGAAGCGCUCCUCCAGCCCCAUGGAUCUUUUUGACGACGACUUCGACGAGGACGCCAGCUCUCACAGUUCCCAGCCGCCGGUGCAGCGGAACGCGGCCAAUGCCCGGGAGCGAAUGCGCAUGCGAGUGCUUUCCAGCGCCUACGGACGCCUGAAGACCAAGCUGCCCAACAUUCCGCCGGACACGAAGCUCUCCAAGUUGGACACGUUGCGUUUGGCCACGCUCUACAUCAAGCAGCUAAUUACGGCCGUCGAGACGGGCAGCAGUGGCAGCCACACCCACCCGCACAGCCACCCGCACAACCACAGUCACCACCUCAACCACAGCCACUCGAGCACCGCCAGUUCCGACGGCCUGGACACGAGUCACAUGGCGGACGCCUCCGGAGGAGGCAAUUACCACUUCCACAACAACGGACACGGCAUGAGCUGGCCCUUCGAGUUCCACCAGAGCAGUCGCAGCCUGGCCUUUGUCGCGUCACCUUCAGUCACCACCACCAGCUCGUCCUCCUCCACUCGCCUGGAUUGGCAAGCCCUGCAUCAGCAAUCCUAUCCCAAGGCCACGAGAGGCGACAGCCAUGUAGCGGCGGAUCUCAGUUACCAUCAGUUGCCGGAACAGUUGCACAAUCACUGGUAUCCGGCGGAAGUGCAUCAGAUGGAGCCGCCGGCCAGCUGUUCCUACGAGACGGGAAUGGGGCAGCAUCAGCGGGGCUUGGUCAUAGCCACCAGUCACUCCCAGGGUAUUUGAUGGGAUUUAAAGCAUUUAAAUGGAUUUACUACCGUAAAUGUUGUUCUCACCCAAACCAAAUGUAAAUUAAUGUACCACCUAGUAAGUGUAUUAAAACGUGAUUUAAUUUAUCCAUGUAUCCAAAGAUUGGUGUUACCUCAUGAUCUUUCAACUAGCAAAUAUAUCAAUGUUUUAUAAAAAUAA